UGUUAUAAAUAGGGAGGAACCUCCAAAAAUAUAUAUACAUGAAAAACCUUCUCCUUUGGUCUUGAUUUGUUUCCUAUUUACUUAAGUUGUUCACCUCUCUCUACUUCUUACCAAAAAUGGCUGGCAUUAAUCGACCCUUAUUAACUCUUCCAUUAUCAAACCAAACUCAAUUGAAUCAAGUUAUCCGUCGCUCUGCUGAUUUUCAUCCAAGUGUUUGGGGAGACUAUUUCCUGACUUAUUCUUCUCGACCCAAGGAAGUGGAUACACAAGAAUGGCUAGAGCAUCAACAACUAAAAGAAAAGCUGAAGAACAUGCUUGUGGAAGCCACACACAUUUCUUCCCAUAAAUUGCACUUGAUUAACAAGAUUCAUCGCUUAGGAGUGUGUUAUCAAUUUGAAAAGGAGAUUGGAACUUCAUUGGAACACAUAUUCAUGGCCUAUGAUGAGAUCAACACUAAUGAAGAUGAGAAUGAUCUUUUGAUUGUAUCUUUGCGCUUUCGACUACUAAGACAAGAAGGGUACCACGUAUCAGCUAAUGUGUUUCAAAAGUUCAAAAAUAGCAAUGGAAAGUUCAAGGAAUCAUUGGUCGACAUAAACAAUGUUCAAGCAAUGUUGAGCUUGUAUGAAGCAUCACAUCUUAGAGUGCAUGGGGAGCAGAUUUUAGAGGAAGCACUAACAUUUACCACUUUUCACCUAAAAUCCAUGCUACCAAACAUGACCAAUCCUCUUAGAUCACAAGUUAGUGAAGCACUAAAGCAGCCGAUUCGCAAGAGAUUAAUAAGGCUAGACGCACAAAGAUUCAUAUCAAAUUUUGAGCCAAAUGGAACACAAGAUGCUUUAUUGCUGAAAUUUGCAAAAUUGGACUUCAAUUUGUUGCAGAAGGAACAUCAAUGGGAGCUUGGCAAUCUUACAAGGUGGUGGAAAGGAUUAGAUGUCCCAAAUAAAUUUCCUUUUGCAAGAGACAGAUUGGUGGAAUGUUACUUUUGGGCAUUGGGAGUGUAUUUUGAAUCAAAAUAUUAUCUUGCAAGGAAAUUUCUUUCUAAAGUUCUUUGUAUCGCUUCAAUUAUUGAUGAUAUUUAUGAUGUUUAUGGAACCCUUGAUGAGCUCAAGAUUUUCAAAGAUGCAGUCCAAAGAUGGGAUGCUAGUGUAGUAAAUGAAUUACCAGAAUAUAUGAGGUUUUGCUACAUUUAUCUUCUUGAUGCUUAUGCUGAAAUCGAGAAAGAAUUAGCUGAUAAAGGUGAAUCAUACCGUGUCAAUUAUGCUAGAAUUGAGAUGAAAAAAUUAGUGGGAGCAUAUUUGCUCGAAAGAACGUGGUACCAUGAUGGUCAUAAUCCAACAUUUGAGGAAUACAUUAAGCUUGCAUGCUUAUCUGGCGGUUAUCAGAUGUUAGCAACAACUUCCUUAGUAGGCAUGCAAGAAGAUUUUGUAACCAAAGAGGUUUUGGAUUGGAUGAGUAGCGAGCCUUUAAUUGUUCAAGCUUCUUCACUCAUGGCCAGAUUGUUGAAUGACACAACUGGACACGAGUUUGAACAAUAAAGAGAGCACAUAGAUUCUGCAGUGGAAAUCUAUAUGAAAGAGUAUGGGAAAUCGAAAGAAGAGACCAUCAAGGAGUUGCUAGAACAAGUCACUAAUGCAUGGAAAGAUAUUAAUCAAGAAUGUCUUAAGCCUAUCAUUUGUCCUAUGCCUAUACUCACCCGAAUUCUCAACCUUACAAGAGCUUUAGACUAUAUAUAUGAUGAUAGAGAUUCAUAUACACAUUCCAAUGCCAUGAUGAAGGACUUCAUUACCUCCAUGCUGGUUAAUCCAAUGUGAACUUGCAAAAGAAAAGAAAAGAAUUUACUUGAUCCGGAUGAUGGUGUUUCUUUAAUGUUCUUUUUAAUCUAGUAGUUCGAAUAAAGAGUGACCUGUAGACUGUAGUGUUUUAUUAGUUUUCAUGUGUUUUGCUUUAAGUUGUGAUUCAAAAUAAAGAGUGUCUUGUAAUCAUUUUUUU
Messenger RNA from Ipomoea nil (Japanese morning glory), 1989 nucleotides. RefSeq names its product (-)-germacrene D synthase-like. Gene Ontology annotation, biological process: diterpenoid biosynthetic process. The record is from RefSeq and is a predicted model, not a curated record. Lineage: Eukaryota; Viridiplantae; Streptophyta; Magnoliopsida; Solanales; Convolvulaceae. Gene Ontology annotation, molecular function: magnesium ion binding; terpene synthase activity. The coding region runs from base 117 to 1535 and encodes 472 amino acids. The transcript has 7 exons.